Messenger RNA from Conger conger (European conger), 2253 nucleotides. RefSeq names its product S-antigen; retina and pineal gland (arrestin) a (gene saga). Gene Ontology annotation, biological process: G protein-coupled receptor internalization; signal transduction. The coding region runs from base 229 to 1323 and encodes 364 amino acids. Lineage: Eukaryota; Metazoa; Chordata; Actinopteri; Anguilliformes; Congridae. Gene Ontology annotation, cellular component: photoreceptor inner segment; photoreceptor outer segment. The transcript has 14 exons. The record is from RefSeq and is a predicted model, not a curated record. Gene Ontology annotation, molecular function: G protein-coupled receptor binding.
UGUGUUUUCAUGUUGGACUGCAUGUGGGUGGGGGUAUCCAGGGGGUAGGGUGGUAGAAUGGGGGACUGGAUUAAUCAUUUUGGGAGCAGGGUAAUCGGGUGGGGUAUUAGGGCAGUAAUUUGCAGGGUGAGAGGUAGUAGAAGCUGAUUUGCAGUUGGGUGGGGUAUUAGGGCAGUAACUCAAAGGUCUGUCUCUUUGCUCAGAUACUGGUUUCUCUGAGUCGGCACCAUGAGCCCCAAGCAGAUUGUUUUUAAGAAGCUAUGUCGGGACAAGUCGGUGGGCGUGUACAUGGGGAGGCGGGACUUUGUGGAUCACGUCGACUUUGUGGACCCAGUGGAUGGUGUUGUCCUGGUUGAUCCCACACAACUGAAGGAUAAAAAAGCAUAUGUCACUCUGUCCUGCACGUUCCGGUAUGGCCCGGAGGAUGCCGACGUCAUUGGUCUGAAAUUCUGGAGGGAAAUUUACCAGCGGACCCACCAGGUGUACCCCCCUCUGCUGGACAGGGAGAAGAGCACCCACACCAAAACGCAGGAAAAGCUUCUGCACAAGCUGGGGGUCAAUGCGUACCCCUUCUUUUUUGAGUUACCAGACAACCUGCCCUGCUCAGUGGCUCUGCAGCCUGCUCUGACUGAUGUGGACAAGCACUGCGCCGUAGAGUUUGAAGUGAAGGCCUUCUCAGCCAAGAACCAAGAUGAGAAACCCCAAAAACGGAGCACGGUCAAGAUGAUGAUCCGGAAGGUUCAGCACGCGCCCGACCAGAGUGGCCCCGCCCCUUCGCUGCAGACCGCCUACGACUUUGUCAUGUCCGAAAAACCUCUGCUUGUGGAGGCCAGCCUGGACAAACAGCUGUAUUACCACGGGGAGAACAUUGACGUUCAUUUGAGCAUCACAAACGACUCCAGCAGAACAGUGAAGGGCGUCACCGUUUUAGUGGAGCAGGUGGCCAAUGUGGUCCUGUUCUACAAUGACAGCUACACAGAGCCAGUGGCCAUGGAGCAGUUCUCAGACACAGUGGCCUCUGGUGACAAGCUGGACAAGGUGUAUACCAUCCUCCCACUAUUGGCUAACAACCGAGACAAGAAGGGCAUAGCACUGGAUGGAAAGCUGAAGUAUGAAGACACUAACCUGGCUUCCACUAGCAUUGUGAAGGAAGGUGUGCUGAAGGAGGUUCUUGGGAUACUGGUGUGUUACAGAUUGGUGGUGAAACUCAAAACCAGCGGGCUGGUUGCUUCCAGUGAGGUCAGAGCUGAGCUACCCUUCCAGCUGAUGCAUCCCAAGCCGGAAACAGUGGGGAUGAUGGGGAGGAGGUCUGUGAUGAGUUGAAGCACUGCUCCAUGAAACAAGAAACAGACAAGGCGGAAGGGGAGGAGGGCAACGCAUCGCCCGCUGAAGGUUGAUGACAUCACGCGGGGGUUGGAAGGGGUGGGGGAGGUGGCGGUCCCUGGCGGUCUCCAGAGGCAGCUGGUGAAACUCAAAAAACAAGCUGUCUGUGCAGGGGUACCCAAUAUUUGCCUGGAAAUUAAUUUAUGCAUACGACCUUCCCAGGGAUCAAACACAUUCUGGUUUCACAGCUGUUGGCUCCAUACAUUUCCGUUAAGAUGCUGCUUAGGGUUUGCCUCUCACGCGGUGCAAACAAUUGCUUUUUCUUUUCCUUUAAAAAAAAAUGAAAACCAGCAGGUUUUUUUUAAUUCUCUGUCAUUGGCGACCACACAGCUGGUCACACUAUAGCGGACACAUGAUUGGAGUAAUGGCCUGCAUGAUGCAGUCACUGAGGAUUACUGAUGCUUUAGAAUCCAUCGAGGGAUGGGUUACCCACAUAACUGGUUGCACUGUUUGAGAAGCAAGUUAGUUACUUAUAGGUAGUUGUCACUUUCAUUUACAGCAAGGAAACAUGCUAGCCAAAGCUAUUUAGGUCAAAUCGAUUGAACUUUGAAUUGAUUAAAAUCACAAGCUUUUAAUGUAGGCAGAUAUUCAAAUGAUUGAGGCCAUAACUACAUACUAAGGAUACAAUCUUCUUUAUAUAUUUAUUGUAUGUAUAUUUCUGUAUAUUCAAAUACAAAACAAAAAACUGAUCAUGAGCUAUAUUGUCAGAGGUGUCCCAGAAACAUCUCCUUCCCCAUUUAUUUUAAGCUGUGUAAAAUGGUGAUUGUGAAUCUUAUUUAAUACUCAAUGCAUUUUUUGUAAUACUGAAUGCAGCUUGAUAAUAAUUCAUAAUAAUGAAGUGUUUUCUGACAUUUAUUAAAGGCUUUUAAA